CUUGAUCUGCUUUUACAAGCACCAAUAAACUAGACAAAAAUAUAUAAAAGCUAUGGUGUGGCCAUCAGUCUUUAACUUUCUACAAGCUGGAGUUAUUGUCCAAGCGUUUACUACUAUCAUCUGCAUAUUUCUUGUGUACAAAUGUACCAAAUAUUUGUUCGGUAAAGCAACAAGCGAAGAGCCACUGAAAGCCAAUACUCUUCGACGCCGUCUUGGUCUACAAGAAGAUAUACUUGAUACAUGUUCCGUGGAAAGAGGUGGAAGUGGUAAUAUAUGUCUAGCAGUAUCCUUAACGUCAAAACAGAGCCUCUCACAACAACAUGUUCGCGAUGCUUUGGUGUUGAUGGCUAAGCGACAGCCAAUGCUUCGAGCAGUUAUUAGCACAUUUGGCGAUGGCUACAAAUAUUUCGAAAUCAAUGAAAUCAAUGAAGUCAUCAACAUGUUAGAUAUCGCCUCUUCUACAGUAAAGGCUUCAGACUGGAAAGAUAUUUGGUUUGAAUAUACAUCAAAACAGCUGAGCAAUACGAAUGGUCUGUUAUGGCGAGUUGUGAUUCUACAAGAGGAAUUUAGACCACACACUGACCAGUAUGCAAAUACCUUGUUAUUUAGUUUUAAUCAUUCCUGUACUGACGGUGUGUCGUGUGUUAAAUUUUGCGAGCAAUUUCUCCGAAAGUUGAAUGAUAUUUCAAGUGGUACUAUCGAUGUCGAUCAAAAAAUUUCCAGUCUGAAUUUGCUGCCGUAUUUUCAAGAUUUGGUCACAAGAGAACGAACUCCGUAUUCCAUAUUGACCCUCAUACUUACCUAUUGCGGCCUUCGACCAAUUUUAAGAUUUCUCAUGCAUAGGAUGAUUUUUCGUCAAGUUCAAGCAGCGAGGUGCAAUCCAUAUUCUGCUCAAUUCCCACCGAGGUUAGACGUUUCCAGCUUUGUUGGCACAAAUGGAAUGGAAACUAAAGUUUUUACUGAGAAAGAAACAAAGAAUAUUUUACUGGCCUGCAAAGUGAAUAAUUGUACAGUAACUGGAGCUCUGACAGCCGCGGCACAUCUGACUUUUUGUGAACUCGUGGAAGAUGGUAUGAAAGGGAGCAAGGAUGUAAAUUUAAAAUGCUCGUUUUCAAUCAAUAGUUUGCGUUGUUGCAAUUUAAAACCACAUAAGGAUUACUUGGGAUAUUUUGUGUAUUAUUGCGAUGAACUCUACUUGAAGUACAUGAAUCAACUUGGGAUUGAUUUUUGGAAGGUGGCGCAGGAAACAACAAAGCAAAUACAAGAUUGUGUUAAAAAAGAAGAAUUCGUUCUUAGCGAAAGUAUAAUGAAUGAAACCAUACGAGCAAAAGAAUUGGUUGAUCUUCUUGAUCGUGAACUGCUAGUUCGCAUUUCAUGCUGUAAUUUCAUAUCGAGUUUUGGGUCUUUUAAUUUUGCUCACGACAUUGACAAACAAACUUACAAACUUCAGGAUUGUUUUGUUAACAGCCUCACUCAUGGUUUUCCUCAUACAUUCAAUCAUUAUAACCACACUAUUAAUGGUAGAAUGAUCUGGCAGAUUAUCUAUGAUGCAUCUAUUGUAGAAACCCAUCAUGCAAAAGAGUUUGCUAAUCGUUGUUUUAGCCGAUUUCUCGAAAUGGCAUCUGAUCAAGUUUGAAUGACAUUUGUUGCAUGACUGAGAUAUAUACAUAUAUCAACUUUAAAUGAAGCCUAACAAAGUGAUUGACCUGAUAGAAUGAAAAGAAGUCAAAUUGUGCAAAUUAUGAAAAAGGAAAAUAUGAAGUUUCAUGCAUACAGUUUCAUAUACUGACAUUAGGCAAUUUUGAAGAAUGUCGAAGGGGCGUGUCUCCCAAACUUCACAUAGACUUUCACAAGGAACGUCAAUUCAUUUUCAGUACAGUCUUUUAUUUAUUGCCUAUGAUUCUCUGAUCAGUCAGCGCUGCCCACAAUCGUAAGUUAUUUCGCAUUUAUGGUUAUGCUUAUUGCUUGAUUUAAUGCUUAUG
Dendronephthya gigantea is the source of this 1982-nucleotide messenger RNA. RefSeq lists its product as uncharacterized. The transcript has a single exon. NCBI's taxonomy places the organism in Eukaryota, Metazoa, Cnidaria, Anthozoa, Malacalcyonacea, Nephtheidae. The record is from RefSeq and is a predicted model, not a curated record. The coding region runs from base 53 to 1636 and encodes 527 amino acids.